UCUGCAGAAAUCCUCGCUGACUCCCGAGUACCCGACGCCGCCUCUAGGGCCGCCCCGCGCUCUUGUACAUGCCAUCAUCCCACCAAGCUCCAGGGGGCGACAGCGAGCCUUCGGGCAGCUCGGCUUGCGACUGGCUCGGCCAGAGUUCCGUCCAAUCAGCGGACAGCGACGCUCCUCCUUAAGGAAGUGACGCGUGCGGAACCCGGCGGGGCCGGUAGGAGCGAUGCGGACGCUGGAACGCUGCUAGUGGUGCCGCGAAGAUGGAGUUUCCCGGAGGAAAUGACAAUUACCUGACGAUAACUGGGCCCUCGCAUCCCUUCCUGUCAGGGGCCGAGACCUUUCAUACACCAAGCUUGGGCGAUGAGGAAUUUGAAAUCCCACCCAUCUCCUUGGACUCUGACCCUUCCCUGGCUGUCUCAGAUGUGGUUGGUCACUUUGAUGACCUGGCAGACCCGUCUUCCUCACAGGACGGCAGCUUUGCAGCUCAAUAUGGAGUUCAGACAUUGGACAUGCCUGUGGGCAUGACCCACGGCUUGAUGGAGCAGGGCGGGGGGCUCCUGAGUGGGGGCCUGACUAUGGACCUGGACCAUUCUAUAGGAACUCAGUAUAGUGCCAACCCACCUGUUACAAUUGAUGUACCAAUGACAGACAUGACAUCUGGCUUAAUGGGGCAUAGCCAGUUGACUACUAUUGAUCAGUCAGAGCUGAGUUCUCAACUUGGAUUGAGUUUAGGAGGUAGCACCAUCUUGCCACCUGCCCAGUCACCUGAGGAUCGUCUUUCAACUACUCCGUCACCUACCAGUUCACUUCACGAGGACGGCGUUGAUGAUUUCCGGAGGCAACUUGCGAGUCAGAAGACAGUGGUAGUGGAAACAGGGAAAAAGCAAAAGGCUCCCAAGAAGAGAAAAAAGAAAGACCCUAAUGAACCUCAGAAGCCAGUAUCUGCGUAUGCAUUAUUCUUCCGUGAUACUCAGGCUGCCAUCAAGGGACAGAACCCUAAUGCUACCUUUGGUGAGGUGUCGAAGAUUGUGGCUUCCAUGUGGGACAGUCUUGGAGAAGAGCAAAAGCAGGUGUAUAAGCGGAAAACUGAAGCUGCCAAGAAAGAGUAUCUCAAGGCGCUGGCUGCUUAUAAAGACAAUCAGGAGUGUCAGGCUACUGUGGAAACAGUGGAAUUAGAUCCUGUCCCACAGUCACAGACUCCGUCACCUCCUCCUGUGACUGCUGCUGACCCAGCAUCUCCAGCACCAGCCUCAACAGAGUCACCUGCUUUGUCCCCUUGCAUUGUAGUUAAUUCCACACUUUCAUCUUACGUGGCAAACCAGGCAUCCUCAGGGGCCGGAGGUCAGCCCAAUAUCACCAAAUUGAUUAUUACCAAACAAAUGUUGCCUUCUUCUAUUACUAUGUCUCAGGGAGGAAUGGUUACUGUUAUCCCAGCCACUGUGGUUACUUCCCGUGGGCUCCAAUUAGGUCAAACAAGUACAGCUACUAUUCAGCCCAGCCAGCAGGCCCAGAUUGUCACUCGGUCAGUAUUGCAGGCGGCAGCAGCAGCUGCUGCUUCUAUGCAACUGCCUCCACCCCGACUCCAGCCUCCUCCAUUGCAACAGAUGCCUCAGCCUCCAACUCAACAGCAAGUCACCAUUCUGCAGCAACCGCCCCCACUUCAGGCCAUGCAACAACCUCCACCUCAGAAAGUUAGAAUAAAUUUACAACAGCAGCCGCCGCCUCUGCAGAGCAAGGUUGUGCCUCCACCCACUCUAAAAAUGCAGACUGCCCUGAUCCCUCCAGCUGUGGAGAGCAGCCCUGAGCAGCCUCUGACCUGCAGCCCCGAGGUCCACACAGCAGAGGCAACCUCUCCUGAGACAAUUUGUGAAAUGAUCACAGAUGUAGUUCCUGAGGUGGAGUCUCCUUCUCAGAUGGAUGUUGAACUGGUGAGUGGAUCCCCUGUGACACUGUCACCUCAGCCUCGAUGUGUGAGGUCUGGCUGUGAGAACCCUCCUGUCAUCAGUAAGGACUGGGACAACGAGUACUGCAGCAAUGAAUGCGUGGUGAAGCACUGCAGGGAUGUAUUCUUGGCCUGGGUGGCCUCUAGAAAUCCAAACUCUGUGGUGUUUGUGAAGUAGCCUUUCCUCUCCUCCAAGUCUUGAAGAUUCAUCUGCUGGACACAAGUCCAGGAGCCUGUAUUUGAAACACAAGCUGGGCUUCUUCUGGUAGUGCCUGACCUUUUACACCCAUAGUCCUUCGUGCCCCUACCUUUUCUUCAGCAAAGGCCAGACUAAGGAACAGGGCCAGUGAAUUUACUGUGAUUUGGAAUUUGCUUUCACUCUCAACUACAAGCAAAAUUGCCAGGUUAAUAGUACAGGGAAGGGUGAAGGGAACAUGGAGCAAAUCAGAGAGGAUUAUUAGAAAAAAUCUGUCAAUAACAUUGACAGAAACUUGCCUAAAAUGUUACUGGGAAAGUGCUUAGCUCUGUUCCUAGGAGGAAACAGCACUGGGAUAUAAGGGGCUUAGGGUUACAGCUCAGUGAUAAAGGGCAUUGGGUUUGAAUGAAAAAGAGGAAUGAAAAUACGGAGUUAAAAUACCCCCUUUAAAAGGGAAUUGCAAUUAUUAGAACAAAGGUUUGUGAGGCUGGGUCUAGCACUAACAAAGCUCUGAGUUCAGUUCCCAGGCAGAAAGGAUCAGGAGUUCAAGGUCAUCCUCAGCCACUAGUAAGUUUGAAACCAGUCUUAGGCCACAUGAGGCAAAGGUAGAAUAAAGGUUUUGCAGAGCCUGGUGGCCCAUGCCUUUAAUCCUUUAAUUUUGGAGGUGAACAUAGGUAGAUUUCAAAAAACAGAGGCUGGGUAUGUUGGUACUCUCCUUUAAUCCCAGCAGUUGGGAGGUAGAGGCAGCUUGGGUCCGAGUUUGAAGCUAGCCAGGGUUACAUAGUAAGAUCCUGUCUCAAGGUCCCCUCCUCAUUCCUCCUCUCUCUCAGCACAUUGGACUGGAGGGGAGAUGACAUCAUCCAGGAUUUUUUUCCUCUACAAGCAUUUCUGCAGUCAAAACUUUCUUUACCUGACUUGAUUACUAGUUUUGCAUGUAAGAGGCAGAACUCUAUACCCUUAAUGAGAGGUUUUGCGAAGUAAAGAAGUUGUGUUUGAUGAAA
This is a messenger RNA of Myodes glareolus (Bank vole), 3139 nucleotides long. RefSeq names its product TOX high mobility group box family member 4 (gene Tox4). Gene Ontology annotation, biological process: regulation of transcription by RNA polymerase II. The record is from RefSeq and is a predicted model, not a curated record. NCBI's taxonomy places the organism in Eukaryota, Metazoa, Chordata, Mammalia, Rodentia, Cricetidae. Gene Ontology annotation, molecular function: chromatin DNA binding. Gene Ontology annotation, cellular component: nucleus.